AGUACUGCAGGUGCUGGUGCAGGUGCAGGUGCAGGUGUGAUGGUGGAUGAAUGGACCUGAGAGGAACACUCCAAAUCCUGAAGUGCACUCAAAGAAACACGCAUACCUCAAAAGCUUCAUCCUCACAAAAUAGCAGCAGCAGUACUUGUUCCUUUAAUUUUCCACUCCGGUCCCUUUAAUCUCUCUCUCUCCCCCUUUCUUCUUCCUACUGCUUUACAAAGCUCUAGCUAGCCUUGUAAUAAAAUCAAAUCAUAUCAGCAGUGUACUUCUUCUUCUCCGGCCUGAUCGAUCUAGCUAUAGAGUACAUAUAUUAGAUUAGAUUUUGCCAUAUAAAUACCAGGCCAGAUGGUCAUACGUGUGCUGCUAGCUGUUAGGUCUCAUUGCACGAGUGCUACUUGCGGCGAUGCAUGCACAGUAUUCAGAGGAGGAGAUCGAGGAGGCACGCCGAAGCAGCUGUAGCUAGGCAGCAGCAAUGGAGGAGGAGUCCUGCUGUGUGCCCCCAGGCUUUCGGUUCCACCCCACAGAGGAAGAACUGGUAGGCUACUACCUUGCAAGGAAGGUUGCAUCUCAGAAGACUGACCUGGAGAUCAUCCGGGAGGUUGAUCUCUACAGGAUCGAGCCAUGGGAUCUACAAGAGAGGUGCAAGUACGGCGGUGGGCACGACGAGCAGACGGAGUGCUACUUCUUUAGCUACAAGGAUCGCAAGUAUCCCAGCGGGACGCGGACGAACCGCGCGACGGCGGCGGGGUUCUGGAAGGCGACGGGGAGGGACAAGCCGGUGCUGUCCAGGUCGAGGGUCAUCGGGAUGAGAAAGACGCUCGUCUUCUACAAGGGACGCGCCCCCAACGGCAGGAAGACCGACUGGAUCAUGCACGAGUAUCGCCUCCAAUCCAACGAGCACGCGCUCGCGCAGGAGGAAGGCUGGGUGGUGUGCCGUGCAUUUCAAAAGCCUAUUCCGAGCCAAAGGUCCUUGUACCCCAGCUACGCCGCACCCGGCGGCUACUACGACCAUCACCUCCCAAACGCACGGCUGCACGUGGACGGUGACCACCAUUUCUUCGGUUCAGCAGCUGCAUCCGGAGGCAACAGCUUCCCCCAGCUAUACGCAGACGACUUAUUUGACGCCAAGAAGCACCUCUUGAGCAUCCCGCAGCUCGAGAGUCCGACCGCCGUCAGUUGUGUAGCCGAUGACUAUGUCGUGCAGAGAAGCAAUGAUAGUCCAACUGAGCACGAGCUGGUCCAGGGAGGACAGGCUGUCGGCGCCAUCGACUGGAACUUCCUUGAUACUUUGCUGUCGACGACAUCGCAGCUCCGCGACCACGAGCCCUCUUCCUCUCUGCAGUAACCUCGCUCUUGGAUCAAUCGGCGGCUGUGCGCGGCGAUCGUAUCAGUCAGGGGCUCAGGGCUAGCUGAGAAACAUUCAUCGAUCGCGUCAUCGUUUGCUAAUAAUUCACAUAUGUUCCAUUGUUAUUUGGUACGGUGUAUGUACGUACCUACAUGUAGUUUAUAUAUAGACUGUUAAUUUCAUUUACUGAACCCUGGGAAUUGACUGAUCGUUCAGUCUCUUUGGUCUCCUGUUGGCCUCCCUCCAGCUCACUCGUUAGACUGAGUGAGGUCAUCAUGCAUGUAUUCAGUAGCUGGUAGGUAGCGAGCAUUAUUCCCUUAAUUUCUUUCCAUAUGAACCACAGCUAGCUCUGUAAAAAUACUGAGUACUACUCCACUAGUAUUUAUAUAUAUGUACGACAUUUUUCGGUUC
Molecule: messenger RNA, 1756 nt
Organism: Phragmites australis (common reed)
Lineage: Eukaryota; Viridiplantae; Streptophyta; Magnoliopsida; Poales; Poaceae
Product: NAC domain-containing protein 30-like
Exons: 4
Coding region: 473-1345 (290 amino acids)
Biological process (GO): regulation of DNA-templated transcription
Molecular function (GO): DNA binding
Source: RefSeq, a predicted model, not a curated record